This is a messenger RNA of Peromyscus leucopus (white-footed mouse), 5265 nucleotides long. It is a transcript of the gene Eda, whose product is annotated as ectodysplasin A. Gene Ontology annotation, biological process: animal organ development; immune response. Lineage: Eukaryota; Metazoa; Chordata; Mammalia; Rodentia; Cricetidae. Gene Ontology annotation, cellular component: membrane. The record is from RefSeq and is a predicted model, not a curated record. The transcript is spliced from 8 exons. The coding region runs from base 295 to 1470 and encodes 391 amino acids. Gene Ontology annotation, molecular function: death receptor binding; death receptor agonist activity; tumor necrosis factor receptor binding.
CGUCCCGGCCGCCCCUUGAGGCAUGGGGCGGGGUAGGUGAGGACCUCCUCCCUCAUUCCCUCUUGGGCCGAGCCGCCCCUCUCUCCCGCCCCUCCUCCUCCUUUUCCCACCCCUCGGAGUGGAGCUGCACAUGCGGCUGCUCCCUGUUCUGUCCCGCCCAGCCACCGUCGCUCAGGAACGGGUCCCUGCAGCCCCCAGCCGAUGGCAGGACAGUAGCCGCCUGUCAGGGGUCGUAAAGGGCUGAGGCAGAGGCAGAGGCUCCCGGGCCUCAGAUAGUGGCUGUCUCUGGAGGCCAUGGGCUACCCCGAGGUAGAGCGCAGGGAACCCCUGCCUGCAGCAGCGCCAAGGGAGCGGGGCAGCCAGGGCUGCGGCUGUCGCGGGGCCCCUGCUCGGGCGGGCGAAGGGAACAGCUGCCGGCUCUUCCUGGGUUUCUUUGGCCUCUCGCUGGCCCUCCACCUGCUGACGCUGUGCUGCUACCUAGAGUUGCGAUCCGAAUUGCGGCGGGAACGGGGCACCGAGUCCCGCCUCAGCGGCCCGGGUGCUCCUGGCACCUCUGGCACCCUAAGCAGCCCUGGUAACCUCGACCCUGUGGGUCCCAUCACCCGCCACCUCGGGCAGCCGUCCUUUCAACAGCAGCCUUUGGAACCAGGAGACGAUCCACUCCCCCCUGACUCCCAGGACCGGCACCAGAUGGCCCUCCUGAAUUUCUUCUUUCCUGAUGAAAAGGCAUAUUCUGAAGAGGAAAGUAGGCGUGUCCGUCGCAAUAAAAGAAGCAAAAGUGGUGAAGGAGCAGAUGGUCCUGUUAAAAACAAGAAAAAGGGAAAGAAAGCAGGGCCCCCUGGGCCCAAUGGCCCCCCAGGACCUCCAGGACCUCCAGGACCCCAGGGACCCCCAGGGAUUCCAGGAAUUCCUGGGAUUCCAGGAACAACUGUUAUGGGACCACCUGGCCCUCCUGGCCCUCCUGGUCCUCAAGGACCCCCUGGCCUCCAAGGACCUUCUGGUGCUGCUGAUAAAACUGGAACUCGAGAAAACCAGCCAGCUGUGGUGCAUCUGCAGGGCCAAGGGUCAGCGAUUCAAGUCAAGAAUGAUCUUUCAGGUGGAGUACUCAAUGACUGGUCUCGCAUCACCAUGAACCCCAAGGUGUUUAAGCUACAUCCCCGCAGCGGGGAGCUGGAGGUACUGGUGGACGGCACCUACUUCAUCUAUAGUCAGGUAGAAGUGUACUACAUCAACUUCACGGACUUUGCCAGCUACGAGGUGGUGGUGGAUGAGAAGCCCUUCCUGCAGUGUACCCGCAGCAUUGAGACCGGGAAGACCAACUACAACACCUGCUACACCGCAGGCGUGUGCCUCCUCAAGGCCCGGCAGAAAAUCGCCGUGAAGAUGGUGCACGCCGACAUCUCCAUCAACAUGAGCAAGCACACCACCUUCUUCGGGGCCAUCAGGCUGGGCGAAGCCCCUGCAUCCUAGAUCCUCCCAUUCCAUCCUGGCCCAUGCCCUGGCCCCAGGUCUGGGAGCCAGGACUCCCAGACCUUUCCGUGCUGCUGUGGAGUGAGGUAUAUUGGCAUUGCAGCCACAGAGACAAAUGCCCCAGUGCUAUUUAUUCCCCAGUGACUCCAGGAUGACAAGGCCUACGUGACUGCCCCGAAUGGCCUUGGGUUGCCAGCACGGUUGAUGAAGCCCCAGGGUUUUCGAGAAGCAGAACUCUCUUAGGCGACCUGCUGACUGGCGUAUGGUGACUCCUCAACCCCUAGGUCCCUCAUCAGAUUUACCGUUUGUUGCACUAAACCGAGGAUCCAAGACCGUAGGCCACAAAAAGCAAAGAUGCACUCCAGAUUCUAGGGGUGAUCAUCUGACUCCAAGGGGGCUCGGCUUCUCUCUGGGCUGGGGGUGGCACUAGGUUACAACUUAAGGAGAGGGUCAGGUCAGAAGAAGGCAAGUGCUUGUGGCAGAGACCCAGGCAAUAACCUGCCAAGCAAGCAUCCUUGGCUCUAGAGGAGGCGUUCUUGCUGUAUUGCACUAUGCCCUACAAGAGGCUCAAAAAACUCCUCCCACUCAGGCUAAGAGGUACACUGUGGCAGCCUGCUGGACUCCAGAGCUGGGAACUUUGCUCUGCCUUGGAAUCAUUGCGGGCAUGGCCACAACCCUGCCUACGUAAGAACCCGAAUCUAUACUUGGGCCAUGCAUGUCUCACCUUGUUUACAGCCAUGCUCCACUCUCCGAAAACUACCUGGAGUCUUCCCACCUGUCACCCUCCCCAGACUGACUGGAAAGCUUUCUGUCUUCUUCCUCCACAGUGCCUACCUCUGUCUGAGACAGGUGCCUCAUGUGGGACUCGUGCUCACAUGAGUCUGGUGUAUUCUUUAAAUUACCUGGGCACAAAGAAUUUUCAAUUGAUUCAGAAAUACACUUAUUAUCCAUCUAAUUCUAAGAAAAUUGUGUCUGGGAACAGAUGGUAAAACUGGAUAGCCUCCAAAAGCCCCUUGGAGUUUGGAUAUCAGUGGCUCUCAACAGUCACCUGCCACAGUAGACUUCAGAGUUCCCAAACCCCGGACUCUCUUAAACAUUAGCAAAGCAGGGCUUUUCUGCCUUACCUAGAAAGGGAGAGAAGUAGGAAUUGAAAACAGGGAGUUUUGUCCGUGUUUGCUGCAACCCAAGUGAUCCUUAGGUCAACCCUCAUGAUCGUUAAGUCAACCCAAGUGAUCCUUAGGUCAACCCUCAUGAUCGUUAAGUCAACCCAAGUGAUCCUUAGGUCAACCCGCAUGAUCGUUAAGUCAACCCAAGUGAUCAUUAGGUCAGGUCUUAUCUGAUGCCCACUAACACCGUCUUUCUUUAGAAACAGAUUACUGUCACCGUAGAGGUCUGAACUUCUCUCCGAGAGCCAGACUCAGGGCAAACCAACUGUCUGGCUAUUGGGCAGGGCUCUAACCCCUAGUUCAGAUCCAAAGGCACCUCCACCAAUUUUCCUGCAUGGUCAUAUGAUAGGAUUAUUCACCAACUUUCUUUCCAAUUGCCUGGCUUCAGGGCGCCAGGUGCAGCCCAAAGCAGGGAGGCUCAACCUGGAACAGCCUGCUCCUCUUGCUCCUGAAAUGUGUUUCCUUUUGAAGAGAUGGAGAAUACAUCCCUGAAAUUCAUCAAGAACAACAGGUUUCUCAGCUGCACCUCCAUUUCCAAGUAGCCAUAUUGCUUGGUCCUUCGAGGGUCAGGGAAAGAGGUAAUAGGCCAAGCCUCCUUUGUCUAAUGCUAAUGGCAGCCUUAUACCAGAACUGAGGUAAACUUUAGACAUGCAUCUGAUCCUGAAGGCCUUGAACAAUCAAGCAGCAGUGGUAGCAGGAACCAACAGCCCCUCUCCUUAGUAUUGGAAACUUACUUCCUCUUUUAUUGUUUCCUUUGAAGAAGGCAGGGUAGAGAAUAUCACAGUUACAUCGCAUAGGGAAGGCUGGAGAGUGAAGUAUUUUGACUAAGAUCUCACCCAGCCGAAAUCACAGACCUGAGCCUUUAGUGAGGUCUGACUCCAAAGCUAGUCCCUUACCACAGCACUGUGGAAAGUAUGGAGUCCAGGAGGAACAAAGAAAGGUGGUCGUAUGGAACUGACAUCAUUGGGGGCUCCUAGGGAGAAACCUAGCAAUGCCCAGUGUUCAUUACUGAACAGUGCUGCCCAUUCCCUUGGCUUCCAGGGGCUCUGUGGAAGAAGACUUGGGCAUUUUCCUGGGAAACAGCCCCAGUGAUCAACCCUAAGAGUUCUUGACUUGAGAAGAAUCUUUCAUUCGAGCUCUGGGUCCCACAGCACAGGUAGCCUUCAGGACCUUCCCCCCAUCUGAUAAAAGCAGCAGCCAUCACACGAGGAACUGCCAUGUGAGGCAAGGACUUCCAUUCCUAACCCUAGACACAAAUUCUGGGAGCCAGUCUGCUUCCUGUAGUUAAGUGCGACCCCGUCUCUCCUUCUGCCGUAUUACAAAGACCUUGAUGUUGCUGGAGUCUCUCAAGAAUGGGGGGAAACCCGAGAGGAGCAUUCUAAAGCCUGUGAGGAAAUGAGUUUCCUAAGUGUGCCCCUGCAGGACAUGCCAACCCCAUCGCACUGUGCAUGGAGAUCAUAGGAGAAUUCGGCUCCUCACUACCUUUUAUUCGUUCUAAGCCCUCACAAGGAGCCCUGGAGGGAGAGGGCUGGGGAAAGGAAAUAGUAGAGUGGGGAGGCCUGUUGUGCUGUGGUCAUUGGCAAGGCGGUGAAGCAUUGACUGAGAGCGUAGGGAUAUAGAUUUACAGGUUGGAAUUGUUAUGAUGGGAAGUUACCCCAAGGUUAGCGUAGAGAAUGGGACAUGUUUGACAGGUUUGAAGGAAAACUGCAUGGCAGGAGCCCCUACCAGCUGCUUGAGCUUCAGAAGCCAAGCUGGUACAAAAUGCAGCUGCUGGAUGUUGUUUGGCUACUGGUUCCCUGGAAGAGGUAGCAUUUGCCUUAGCUGCCCCUCUGUCCAUCCCGAGCCAAAUCUCUGUAACUUAGGAAGCAAGAGCUAAGGGCCUAGAGGUCAGCAAGGACUUUGAUCCUCAUGUGAGUGCUUGCGUUCUAUGCAUCUUCUAGUAGAUGCAAACAGAUUUGGAGAAAUUUUGACCUAGAAGGGCUCUUAGAGGGAAUGCAGCCCAAGCUACAUCCCAUCCUGUUACUCAUGUGAAUCUGAUGCUCAGACAGGGAAAGUGGCCUGCCUAGGACAGUGAGCAUGGCCCUCUCUCCAGACUCAGCAGUGGAAAGAACAGAGCAGCCUGUCCCAUGGAACCUCCUCAUUCACACACCCACAGACUCUAGGCUAGAAGUGCUUAUCUCCCUCAGGAGCCUGGCCAGGCAGCCAAUGCAGCUGCAGUCUUCAUCAGAACUCGCCUCCUCACACACACUCCCCCAAGGGGUUUGUGCAGCUCCUGCCUCUGGGCAGUUUUGAGGCCUCCUAGUGUUGCCUGAGGUCCCACCCUUACCUGGGGUCUCCCUAGACCAUGUGCACUACAGAACCUGGUUUGUUUUCUUAAUCCAUUUCAGGGCUCUUUCCAGGAGGGGCUGAGGUGGGUUUCUUUAUUCACAAAGCUUCCGGCUGAGAUGGGGGUGAGGGGAUUUGUUGUGAGAAUGGCCUGGAGCAGGCCAAUGCUGCUUUGGGGGGUCAGCAUCCUGUGUGAGAUACUGUGUAUAUAAACUAUAUAUAAUGUAUAUAAACAGGGAUGUAAGUUUGUGUAAAUUAACGGUUUAUUCUUUGCAAAUAAAGUGCUCCCCUCCCCAUUCAUGAA